Talaromyces stipitatus ATCC 10500 is the source of this 2500-nucleotide messenger RNA. RefSeq names its product Rho GTPase Rho3. Bases 364 to 954 code for a protein of 196 amino acids. The transcript has 8 exons. Gene Ontology annotation, biological process: small GTPase-mediated signal transduction. Gene Ontology annotation, molecular function: GTPase activity; GTP binding. Lineage: Eukaryota; Fungi; Ascomycota; Eurotiomycetes; Eurotiales; Trichocomaceae. The record is from RefSeq and is a predicted model, not a curated record.
GUUGACUGGAAGAGUCCGAUCGACAGGGAAACUGUUCUUCUGGCGUGCGUCGACACAUAUAUCUCAUUCGAGUAUAUAUAUCGAUUGUUCUAUCAAGACCGAAGUUUUAGCAUUCUCUUCCUGCCACAGGCCGUGUUUUGACACCCCCUGGUUCCCGUACAUACCGGUGGUGGCACCGCCAACCUACGAUCGAUCGCAGCACUAGAUCCUUGUAUCAUCUGAUUGCUCUUCUUUACACCGACCUGUUUUGCGCUUGACAGAGAUCCAUCUCAACUCGAGCGUCCAAUACUUUCCGAUCCGAUCUGAUAUUAUCCGAGAUCUCGGCGCGACUAUUGUUAGAGGGUUAUCGCAUACACUGUGAAGAUGAAUCUGUGUGGUCGGCAAAAGGUUGUUCAGCGGAAGAUGGUGCUACUUGGGGAUGGAGCUUGCGGCAAGACAUCGGCAUUGAAUGUGUUUACUCGGGGGUUCUUUCCUACUGUCUACGAACCGACGGUUUUUGAAAACUACGUCCAUGAUAUCUUCGUCGAUAACACGCAUAUGGAACUAUCACUAUGGGAUACAGCGGGACAAGAAGAAUUUGACCGUCUGCGCGCGCUUUCAUAUGAAGAUACACAUGUGAUUAUGCUCUGUUUUAGCGUCGACAACCGAGAUUCCUUUGAAAAUAUAUCUACCAAAUGGAUGGCAGAAAUCCACGAAAACUGUCCCGGUGUGAAACUUGUUCUGACGGCACUCAAAUGUGAUUUGCGAAAGGAUGAGGAACAGAAUGAGAAUCCAGAUGCAGUUACGUUUGAUGAAGGACUUGCAAAGGCGAAGGAAGUUGGUGCUGUCAAGUAUUUAGAAUGCUCGGCUGUCCAGAAUCGCGGAAUCCGCGAGACGUUUUAUGAAGCUGCCAAGGUGGCACUGGAAGUCAAGCCAGCCGGUGGUAGUACGAAUAGCGGCUGCAGCAUCCUUUAACUUGACCUGCUUCAAUUCUAUAUACCAUUCGACACGAUUCAAUUUGCGAUCGACCUUUGACUAUCUAUUCGUGCAUAUUUUUUUUCUUUCAACCUUCGACCCUCCCUCUACCGUGUGACUGUUAGAGGCUUACCCAUUUCACGGAGUUUCAGUUGGCAUUGAUAAACGGCGUUGUCCUUGUUGCGAAUACGUACGAUGCAGCCUGCAGCGAAGCUAUGCAAUGCAGUGCGACUAUCCCAGAACUUACCGCAUACCGUUCUGAGUAUCUACUCGGGUAUUCGAUUCAUUUGGCUUGGUGAUCUUCUUUCGACGAGAUGAUUUAUUUACCUUUUAUAUUAAUAUUCUAAUUCUCUUCUUGUCUACUUGUUCCUUUUCUAUUGUUAUGAUCGAUUAGGCGUGUCAUGAUUCUCUUUACCUUGCUAUAAUACAAUCUACAUCUAUUUCAUUAUCACACUCAAUCAAGUCCGACAUCCUCGAUCCCAAUCUUAUAAACCGACUCAACACCAUCCCUCCUCCCACCCUUCCCAACCGGAAAAUCACCCUCCAACCUCCUCACAAACGAAUCCACAAACCCAUCCGCAACCUCACUCAUAACCUCCUCUUCCAUCUUUUCGCUCGGAAACGUUACCCCCUCCCCUUCAAGACUAGUAGCCUCCUUCCCUUCCAAUCCACACGCCACAAUCUGUUUAAAGAACCACAUCGGUUCCUGAGUAACAUUGAGCCCAAUACCGUAUGAACUUAUAUGACGCCGUAAAUGUACCCCUACAGCCGUAAUCUUUCUCGCCUCCCCAUCAUCCUUGGACGCAACCCAUACGCCCGGGUCAGACGUCGUAAACCCUCGUACCCUGUACCUGUCCAAAAGAUCGAUUACGCUUCGUUCAAGAAGACUUAUGUGACAUCUCGGCGAGAGACCUAAUCUUCUCAAGUCGAGGAUUGUGUAUGCUACUAAUUGCCCAGGGCCGUGAUAGGUUGUUUGUCCGCCGCGGAGAGUGGGGUGAUAUUCCGCCUUUCUCGUCUGUUGACCGGAAGAAGAAGAAGAAGAAGAAGAAGGGGAGGGUUGGGUGGGAUCGAGUAAAUGUCGAAUCGGCUCUAGGGAUGGUGGAAGCGAUAAUUCGAGGGAUGGGGUGGGAUCAGAGGGGGAGGAAGUAUUUGAUGGUGGGAGGUCGCGGCGUCCGGUUGUGUAGACGGGGUUGGGCGUGAAGGUUAUUAUUGUUGGGUCUGGUGGUAUUGUCGAUGUUGAGGUUGGUGUAGAGACGGCUUUUUUGUAGGCGAGAUGGCGUAAGGUGAGGGUUUGUUGGAUUUGGGAGACGGUGUUGAAGGGUGUUAUGUUUGGGAGGUGGAGGUGGGCGAGACGCAUGAUCAAUAUGAGCGGUGCAAACUCUUUUUGUAUAUUUGUCGAGUCAUACAAUUGAGUGUCGGAGAAGUUGGAGAUCGAACUGCGGCUCCGCAUUGUGACGACAUUAGCUUGAGCUUCAAGCCUCGACACGUGAUCUCAUUUUAUACGUAUUUGAUGUUGGGAUAAGGAAAAGAAAAAAGAGGAAAAAAA